Molecule: messenger RNA, 815 nt
Organism: Suricata suricatta (meerkat)
Lineage: Eukaryota; Metazoa; Chordata; Mammalia; Carnivora; Herpestidae
Gene: RBM11
Product: RNA binding motif protein 11
Exons: 5
Coding region: 46-759 (237 amino acids)
Biological process (GO): regulation of alternative mRNA splicing, via spliceosome
Cellular component (GO): nucleus
Molecular function (GO): single-stranded RNA binding
Source: RefSeq, a predicted model, not a curated record
GCGGGGUCUGGGUACCUCCUCUGUCCUCGGGCCGAGACCGGAGGGAUGUUCCCUGCUCAGGAGGAGGCCGACAGGACGGUGUUUGUGGGGAAUUUAGAGGCCCGAGUUCGGGAAGAGAUUCUUUACGAGCUGUUCCUUCAGGCUGGGCCAUUAACCAAAGUGACUAUAUGCAAAGACAGAGAAGGAAAGCCGAAGUCUUUUGGAUUUGUCUGCUUUAAACACCCUGAAUCGGUGUCUUAUGCCAUAGCUUUGCUGAACGGAAUUCGUUUAUAUGGAAGACCAAUUAAUGUACAGUAUCGAUUUGGGAGCUCUCGCUCUUCUGAACCAGCCAACCAAAGUUUUGAAAGCUGUGUCAAGAUAAAUUCACACAGCUACAGAAAUGAAGAUGUUGUGGGCAGAUCUUCCUUUCCCAUGCAGUUCUUUCCAAUUAAUAGUGCAGCUUUACCUCAAGAAUGUUUCUUUCAGAAGAUGCAGCGGCACACGCUUAACCCAGCCCUGCAGCCUCCUUACUAUGAGAUGACGGCUCCGCUUCCCGGCAGCACGGCCGGGUCUUCUUCACUCAACUGUCUUCCGGGUCUAGAGGCUGGACCCAGCUCUUAUGAAUGGACUCACCAGCAGCCCAGUGACCCUGAGCUUCAUCAGACAAAUAAACGAAAGAGGCAAAAACAAACCAGUGAUAGUGAUAGUAGCACAGAAAAUAACAGAGGAAAUGAAUACAGCCAAAAGUUCCGGAAGUGUAAGAAAAAGAAAAGAUAUUAGGUUUAUGUUCAAAUGAAAUUUGUCUAUGCUGCUCUUCAUUUUCUUAAAAAAAAAAA